AUGCCCAGGAUCUCAUGGCAGCUUUCUCAUGCCCCUCAAAACUUCCGGCAGGCAGAAUACGAGAUCGAGACUGUGGUAAAGAAGCAUGGGAAACCUGAACUGCUUGAGACUACACGCCGUGUGUCCAGCGAGAUGCAGCUCGUCCCGUGGCAAAGUCCUCAGGCUUUGGAGUCCAGAGAUCGUUGCUCGGUGCGAGUCCGGGUCCGAGGAGAGAAGGAAACCUCAUUAUGCGAAUGGAGCGAGUCGGUGUCUCUAGAAGUCGGGCUGCUCGAGCCAGGCGACUGGAAGUCUGACUUUAUCAGCGGCCCCUGGCCCGAUGCUGACCCCAAAACUCCCCAACCAGAGGACCUCUUCAGAACGACUUUUCUCACCAAAAGAACGGUGUCGACUGCACGGCUUUACAUCACAGCACAAGGCGUUUACGAGGCGGAAAUCAACGGUGUCAGGGUAGAGGAUUAUUUCCUUGCACCGGGCUGGAAUGAAUACGACCAUAAACUUCAAUACCAAACAUACGAUGUCACGAAGCUUGUCGUCGAGGGGCCCAGCAUCAAUUGUAUUGGAAUUUGCGUCGCUGAGGGAUGGUUCAAAGGCAGGCUGGGGUGGGGUGGAGGUCGACGAAACAUCUGGGGUCAACAAACAGCUGUUCUCGCCCAGCUUGAGCUACGCUACGAUGAUGGGGCAAGCCAGACUGUCUGCACAGAUGAGACUUGGCUGGUAGCCCAUGGCCCCAUCCUGAAGGCUGAGCUAUAUGAUGGAGAAGUCUUCGAUGCCACUGCUGAGAUCAAGGACUGGACAAAGCCAUCCUUCGCUUCGGACUCGGCAAGCUGGACCAAAGCUCGAGUGGUAGCUUGUGCCAUGAAAUGUCGCCUUCAGUCGGGUACGAAAGAACCAACGCGACGCCUCUUAAUCUUGACACCAAGAAGCAUGAUAAAGACACCUGGAGGGAAGCUCAUUCUUGACUUUGGUCAGAACCUGGUUGGCUAUUUGAGAAUACGCAACAUCCAAACCACCCGCGGUACACAUCUUGUCCUCAACGGAAAAGGCAUCGAGUCGUACGAGCCCCGGUUCACCUUCCAUGGCUUUCGCUACGCCCGGAUCGAUGCGUCAACCCCACUCAUUGGAUUUGACCCGUUGCGCGACGUGAGUGCCAUUGUAUGUCAUACGGACAUGCAAGAGGUGGGACAUUUCAGCUGCUCAGACCAGAGGCUCAACAAGCUAUACCAGAACACCAAGUGGAGCAUCAGAGGUAAUUUCUUAUCCAUACCUACAGAUUGCCCUCGACGCGAUGAGCGCCUUGGUUGGGCUGGCGACCUUGCUGUAUUCGCUUCUACGGCUACAUUGUUCUAUGAUUGCUUCGGCAUUCUGCAGGACUGGCUAGAUGAUCUUGCCUUCGGACAGAGAGUGCAAGGGGGCGUUCCACCAAUGAUGGUACCUAACGUGAUUCCACACGUCGAUGAGAACAAUAGCCCGUGGCCAGCGGCCAUCUGGAGAGAUGUAACGAUUCUCGCUCCUCAAGCACUCUUCGAGGAGACAAACGACAAACGAAUUCUCGAGCGACAGUAUGAGUCUAUGACCUCUUACUUAGCUAUUAUACCUCUCGGUGGGGGAAAACAUGCAUAUCUUUGGGAUCCUCGACGAUUUCAGUUCGGUGACUGGCUAGAUCCCAACGCGCCUCCCGAACAUCCCCAAAAGGCCUUGACUGAGCCUGCACUAGUCGCCAACGCCUUUCUCAUCAAAUCGCUCGAGCUCGUCUCCAACAUUGCGGCAUCACUCGGCCACUCUCAAGACCAGUCCAAAUACGAAAGCUGGUGUAGACAGGCACGCCAUGCCUUUGCGGAAAACUUCAUCGUAUCUGAUGGUCGUCUAGUCUCUGACACACAAACAGCAUACGCUCUCGGUAUAUGUUUCAAGCUAUUCAGGUCCGCAGAUGAGACCCAGAGGGGUGGACAGAGGCUUUCUCAGAUUGUUGCCGACAGCUCGUACACGAUUGGAACAGGGUUUGCUGGCACGCCCUACGUGUGCGAGGCUUUAAUGCAAACAGGUUAUGCAGGAGCAGCAUACACUAUGUUAUAUAACGCACAGUGUCCGUCCUGGCUAUAUCCCAUUAUAAUGGGUACUACAACAAUAUGGGAGCAGUGGGAUAGCAUAAGACCAGAUAGCUUUAUCAAUUCAGGCGAGAUAACUUCUUUUAAUCACUACGCGUUCGGUUCGAUAUCCAAAUUCCUUGUAGAGCGCGUCGCUGGUUUGGUCCGCUCAUUGGCAUGGUUCUAUUUGCGGGGUAGAACCGAGAAGAACGAGAAGAACGAGAAGAACGAGAAGAACGAGAAGAACGAGAAGAACGAGAAGAACGAGAAGAACGAGAAGAACGAGAAGAACGAGAAGAACGAGAAGAACGAGAAGAACGAGAAGAACGAGAAGAACGAGAAGAACGAGAAGAACGAACGGGCGGUUCGGUAA
Molecule: messenger RNA, 2457 nt
Organism: Fusarium verticillioides 7600
Lineage: Eukaryota; Fungi; Ascomycota; Sordariomycetes; Hypocreales; Nectriaceae
Exons: 4
Coding region: 1-2457 (818 amino acids)
Biological process (GO): carbohydrate metabolic process
Source: RefSeq, a predicted model, not a curated record